AUGUUGAACAAGCUUUACACUCUUUUUGAUAGAAUUAUUAAACAAUAUGAUGUUUAUAAGGUUGAAACUAUUGGAGAUGCUUAUAUGGUUGUCUCCGGUGUUCCUACGUCAAGAAAUGGUGUCUAUCAUGCCGAACAAAUUGCUACAAUGGCUUUACAUCUAUUGAAGGCAGUUGAAAACUUUAGAAUCCCUCAUAGACCUACAGAGCAAUUAAAGCUCAGAAUUGGCGUUCAUACAGGCAAUAUCUUUCUAUUUAUUUCAUAUUUAUUUCGCUUAGGUCCUGUUGUGGCUGGGGUGGUUGGAAAGACAAUGCCGCGUUAUUGUCUAUUUGGUGACACUGUUAAUACAGCAUCUCGAAUGGAAAGUACAUCUAAAGCUCUGAAAAUUCAUUGCAGUCACCAGACAAAAGAAGCAUUGGAUAUGGAUGGUGAUUUUGUUAUGGAGGAACGUGGAAUUGUUCAAAUUAAGGGCAAAGGACCAAUGCGUACAUUUUGGCUUGUUCAUCGUUUAAACUACAACUUUUUUUCUGAUGAUCUCGAGGAUGAAUUUAUUUCGGAUAGUGAAGAUUAUGAAUCUGAACAUUUUGAUCCAGCUAUAUUCCCUCGCUCAAAUGUUUUUCGUCAUAAACAGAAUCCGCGGGAUUCAUUGAAAUCUACAAGUACUUUACAACGAGGUAGUGGCUCACCCUCUACUACUGCUCUUUUACGGCGUCUUGUUGAAAAGGCAAUAGGCGAAACUGAUAGUUUAUCAUCAACUCAUCAACAACAAAAUAAUUGUGAAUUAAUUGAGGAUGGCCUAGUUCAUGUUAAUGCUGAUUAUUUAGGUGCAAGUCGUAUUAGUCUUCUCUCUGGAAUGAACAAUCAAUUUAAAAGUCAACUUAUUUCAAAUUCCCGCAAAAAUAUCAACGAGCAACCCUCUUCCACAGCAACAAUAAUUUCUAAUGGAACAAAUAAUGUUUUUUCUUCAAAGUCAGAGGCUUGUAACGGAAUGUUACAAUCAAUUAAGGAGACGAAUUCAAACAUUAAAAUGAAAAAUUCGAGUGUAAUUUGUAACAAUAAAUUUUCUCCACAAAAGAAACGCAAGCUUGGCUCAAUUGCAAUUUCUUCCUCAUUUGACUACCAUAAAUGCCCAACCAUUGAAUGCAAUUCUUCUAAUGACAGUUAUGGCGAUAACUUUAAUCAAGCCUCAAAUGAACGUAAACGAUCGUCUUUACCUGAAGCUGAUUUAUUCACAAUGUCUCGCAAUGACACAAGUCAAGCAAUCUCUAAAAAUUCUCAACUCAAUAAUUUAAUCGCAGAUAAUUGUACUGUUAUUCCUUUAAAUAAAGACGAUGAGGAACAUAUCUUUGGUGAAAAUGAUGAUUUUGAUUGCCUUGAGGCAACCAGGUAUUUUUUUAAUUUUGAUUUUUCGUCAUCCUUUUUUAGGAAACGUUCGAUUUCUUUUACUGGUGGCACUAACAAUGAAUUGAACUCGCUUAGACCACAUUUUGGAGGUCGUACUUCUCGGCAACAUCAAAAUAGUGCUCAAUCACUUGGGCAGCAACCUUUACCUCUUUGGUCAGAGCCUCACUUGCCGCUCAACCCUCGUCAUAUCACUUAUGGAUUGCCAGAAAUGGCAAAAGAUAAUCAUCGAUCUGUUGGAGGGAAUCGGAAACUUUGCAGAAUAUUUAGGCCUAUUCAACAGCAACGUUCUUUUGAUCAUCAAAGUUCUUCGAGAUUUGAGCGUGACUAUGAACUUCAAAAACGUCCAUUUGCUCGUCAAUAUUCACGCAGCAGAUCGCCCAAUCUUGGAUUAAACCGAAUCUGGCGUCGUCUCACAGCAACAUCUGGUGGAAAUCCAUCAAUGGCUGUAAAGUCUUUAUCAAAACGUUCAAAUGAAUUAUUUCCUAUUGAUGGUAUAUGUUCCCAGAAUGUAUCUUCCUCACAUACGAUUUCACGUCCAUUGUUCUUUCCUGGUGUAAUGGAGAAUUCUCUUCGCCAAAUGGCCCGCCCCCUCUCUAUUGGAAGACCAUCACCGAGUUCAAAGCAAUCAGAUUGGGAUAAUGAAUUGACAAAUCAUUUGCUUGAAGAGUUUGAAAUGAAAUGA
Meloidogyne enterolobii is the source of this 2085-nucleotide messenger RNA. The record is from the annotation of a GenBank genome assembly. NCBI's taxonomy places the organism in Eukaryota, Metazoa, Nematoda, Chromadorea, Rhabditida, Meloidogynidae.